AUGGCGCUGCUGAAGACGCUCGCUUGCUAUGUGAGAGAUUCCGCGAGUGCGCCAUCCACGUCCACUACCGAAAUUGCCGAAGCGGACGAUUACGAUAUCGUCGAAUAUGCAAACAGUGUCCCAUACACCAGCAGCGGCCAGCGGAGCGGCAACAAGCCACUCCCACUGCCAUCGGUCACUCAACAAACCAGUACCCUCAGCCGCGACCCAUCUUCAGAGGCAUCCUAUGAGCAGAUCUCGCACUCCGAAGCGACCUCACCCUAUGACGAUGACUUUGAUAUCGAAGGCCACGAAGCCAACCAAGGCGUCGGCAUCGUGAAGGCCAUGGAUCGAGCGAAAUCUGGAGAUAGCGAUGAUGAGAGGUGA
Recurvomyces mirabilis is the source of this 366-nucleotide messenger RNA. RefSeq lists its product as uncharacterized. Bases 1 to 366 code for a protein of 121 amino acids. The transcript has 2 exons. The record is from RefSeq and is a predicted model, not a curated record. Lineage: Eukaryota; Fungi; Ascomycota; Dothideomycetes; Mycosphaerellales; Teratosphaeriaceae.